Messenger RNA from Rubroshorea leprosula, 803 nucleotides. NCBI's taxonomy places the organism in Eukaryota, Viridiplantae, Streptophyta, Magnoliopsida, Malvales, Dipterocarpaceae. The record is from the annotation of a GenBank genome assembly.
CUCUACCUAUUGUUGUCCCAGGAAGGAGAUCAAAUGGUACUGCUUUUGGGGGAUGAAAGGUUUGUAUAUCUAGUACAUAACUAUGCAUCUUUUGAUGAUUCCCCAUUGUCUCGGGCAUCACCAAGGGUAUUUUCACCACGAGAUACCAGCAACAUGGGAUAUUUCUCUAUUGGCUGUGAUGGAUUUGAUAGGAAUCAUCGCCAGAAACUUCAAAGAAGCAAGUCGAAGAAAUUUCGGUCUUUUCUACCACUGGAUGAAAUGCAAAUGUUGGCUUCCCACAAUCAGAGGGUAAUGGGCAAGAGAAACGGAAUAAAUAGUUGGAAUCUGGACUUUUCUGAUUGGCCAACCCAACGGCAUUGCUACCCAGAUGACUCUUUAACUUUAAGGCAUGACCCUGAACAGUUGGACUGUUCUAAUCUUGAUGAAUUGAGGUUCCGUGCUGCAUCUCGUGCUGCCCACAGUGUGCGUAACAUGGCAAAGCUCAAGAGAGAGAGAGCACAUAGAUUGAUGUUCCGAGCAGAUGCAGCAAUCCACAAGGCUGUGGCUGCUCUGAUGACUGCUGAUGCGGUCAAAGCUUCUUUUGAGGACUCAAAUGAAAACCCAAAUGGUGAUGGGUAGGAUGAUGACAAGUGGAAAUUGAUCAAAACUUUGAGUUCUGGAAUUCAAGAAUACUCGAGACAUUGGCAUUGCUUUUGCUUGCUGUUUUUACCAUUUCUUGUUAUGGUUGCCUGGAGUCCUCAUUGAUUGAUUCCUGAGAAAAUGUUCUAACUGGAAAGUAAUGGGCAUAAACAGAAGACUCUUUG